Molecule: messenger RNA, 1704 nt
Organism: Aspergillus affinis
Lineage: Eukaryota; Fungi; Ascomycota; Eurotiomycetes; Eurotiales; Aspergillaceae
Exons: 4
Coding region: 1-1704 (567 amino acids)
Source: RefSeq, a predicted model, not a curated record
AUGGAGACGCAAGUUCAGCAGAAGUUUAUUCAACCCAACAAGGAAGCAGCCAGCUGGAAACAUGUUAGAUUGCAUCCUCAAUCAUCUCAUGGCAUAAAUAAUGAUAUUUAUGAUGAACAGCUUCCAUUAUCUAAAGUUGUGCAUGUGCGGGGGACCCCUGCGAGCGGAAAAACAACACUGGCUCGACUACUGCAGAAAUAUUAUAGAGAAAAGAAGAAGAACUCGAUGUUUGUUGACACAUGGCGCGAGCUUGAUGAAUACACUUCAGUAGGAGACAACCCUGAACUUCACGCCUGGAGCAAGCUCGACAGAAUGUUACGGACAAGAUUUGGUUCAAAUAUGGAUUAUCUGGCUCCAGGGACUAUUCUCAUUAUCGACGAGGCCCAAAGAUCCUAUUCGGACACCCUGUUCUGGAAUUCAAUAAUCAAGGAACGGUUGUCCCACGAAGGCCUAGAUAUCAGCUUCUGUCUUUUUUGCUGCUACGGGAGCCCGUUGAGCGGUGUUGACAUAGAGUUCGAUACUGAUACCAGAGAUUUUACGCCCGCUCAUUUUAAGCUAGCUCAACGCGUGACGUUAACCCCUCAGUCACGUCCAUCAUCGCCCCCGAUUGGUCUAUUCUUCACCCGAUCGGAGUUCACGGAUGCUGCACAGCGAUUGAUAGCGAACUCUCGUUUUCAAGAAAAGUUUACCCUCCGUCCUGACGCCGAAGACUAUCUAUUUUCGUUGACAAACGGACACCCGGGUAGUCUUAGCUCUGUGUUAAUGUACAUUCACGACUUUUAUCGCCAUGCUAUCAAGAGCCGUGAGUUAUCAGUCAUGGCCAAGGAGCAUGUGGUCGACAGCUUGAAACGGGAUCAGGAUGUCUGGGACACGCUGGCUCAAGAGCCAAUAUCACGUUCACUGCCCCAGGGCCGUUGGCUCACCACGGAAGUUGCAAACCUCCUCGCUAAGGUUUUGGAGGAAGGAAAUGUACCAUGUGAGCUGAACAAGGAGGCAGAAAUAUGCUACAAGCGCGGAUGGUUGCACAGAAUGCAAAUACUCGGAGAGGAUGGUUACGACAAGGAAGUCUAUGUACUUCCUUCAAGACUACAUGAAAAGCAUGUUCCUCUAUGUGUCUACCCCAGAUCUUUCGGCUGCAUUAUUCUAACCAUUCCUAGGUGGAUCGAACACUACAUCGCAAAAAGAGCAAAAAGUCUACCCUCCGAAUUCCAAAAUUUACGAGAUUUGACUCUUGCAAUAUUACGAGAGUUUUCAAGCUCGAAUCUGAGGCACUCAGCCCAAGGCAAGACAUUGUCAAGUGGUGCACAGCCAAAACCAAUUGAGGCACAGUAUCAAGACGAGUUCUAUCGGUGUUUUAAUAAGAUAGCCGGUAGAGGUGUGCCAGUCUGUACCGAAUGGUCCAGGACCACAGACGGCCGAGUCGAUUUUUGGAUUCCUGGCCAGAAAUGGGCAGUGGAGAUUGUCCGGGAACAAGACCGAAUUAACGAACACAUUAUGCGUUUUUACGAGAAUGGCCAGUAUUACCCUUGGCGAGUAGAUGGUAUGAUCCAAGAUUGGAUUAUUGUCAAUUGUACUACUUCUCCGCCAACACGUGGGUACGAAGAGACACGGCUUAUUCAUGCAGUUUUCAAGAAGGACUAUGCAGAAUUGCAGAUUCUUGAUAAUCAGAUGGAAAUUUUACAGACCUCUUUUUCGCACAAUUGA